This is a messenger RNA of Phragmites australis (common reed), 907 nucleotides long. RefSeq names its product cytochrome c-type biogenesis CcmH-like mitochondrial protein. NCBI's taxonomy places the organism in Eukaryota, Viridiplantae, Streptophyta, Magnoliopsida, Poales, Poaceae. The transcript is spliced from 4 exons. The record is from RefSeq and is a predicted model, not a curated record. Bases 253 to 711 code for a protein of 152 amino acids.
AACCUUUCUCAGGCACCCCACUUCCUGCCGCUUGACGGGGGCGGCGCCUCGAACUCUGUUGGCGAACAGCGUCGGCAGGCCGCGUCGUGGCGUCGCCCGGGCGUGGGCGGCCGGGCGAGGGAUACCGCCGGCCGUGCUUGCGUCUGGCAUAGCCGAUCCGCAGAGGGCGACGGUGCCACCGUGCGUCCGCGCCAGGUUCAGUCCCUUGCUAGUUUACUGCUGUAAUACAGAUCAAGUACGUUAAAUUUUGCUAUGGCCGCUGAGGAAGAUGUCAAGCAGAGGCAGAUCAUUGAAACACGUGCGAGAAAUAUUAGCCACAAUGUUCGGUGCACUGAGUGUGGUAGCCAAUCUAUUGAAGAUUCACAAGCUGAUGUUGCAAUUCUGCUUAGAAAGCUCAUUCGUGAUGAAAUAAAAGCAGGAAAGAGUGAUAAAGAGAUCUACAAAAAACUAGAAGAUGAUUUUGGAGAGACGGUUCUAUAUGCCCCUAAAUUUGAUAUUCAGACUGCUGGGAUAUGGCUGUCACCUGUCAUUGUGGGUGGUAUAGCAGCUGGCAUCUGGGCUUAUCAAAAGCACAGGCAAAGGACAAACGUUCACAUUAUGGCUCUGAACCUAGUUCGAGGGGUUCCCUUGACUCCAAGGGAGAAGGAGACCAUGCUUGACAUCCUCACACCGCCACCGUCGCCAGGGAGAUGGUGGUGGCUAGGCAAGUAAUAUUCAUGUGCUUAUCAUGCGAUAAAAACAUUCCAUUCCAAUUGCAGGAGCAUACAAAUUAUCAGGAUGGCUAAUUUCUGCCUCGGAAGUUCUGAUGCACAUUGCACAUAUGUGAACUUUUGAUCACGAAUUUUGGUUUAAUGCCACAUCCACGAUGUCUCUACUGCGUGGUACUAGCAGUUGGCAGCUGUGAAAA